GUUGAAAAAAAAAAAAGAGAAUUAAACAGAUCGACCCUUUGAUAGAGUGAUACCCUAAUAUUGGAGCGCCGAAUCGAUUGCAGUACCCAGAUCGACUCCACCAUUUGAUCAACUUGUGUUGCCAGUCUUUUUUUGCAGUUGUUCAAGUGACCCUUUUGUCCAUCCUUUAGCAGAUUCCAUAAUCGUGUCAUUAAACUGGAAAGUGGUUUUUAAUUUCUUUAGCGCAUUAUAUUCAGACUCUCCCUAGUUCCAAAAAAAAGUGGGUAGAUAUCAUGCACGCAUGUGCAUCAUUCUCUAGUCGGGAUAAGCUUGAAACUCUUCUUUUUUUUUUCUUCAACUUUCUUUCCUUUUCUUAUCUUUCAAUUCAAAUUUCGACUAUUGGCUUGUGUUCCUUUUUCUGCUCUUUUUCUUUUCCCUUUCUUGAUCCGACGAUCGAGCAUGACCGUUUCAAACGAGUCAUCGCCAUGCCGCGAUGCUGCUUCUCAUGCGGAGGAGAGACGGCCGUUACUGGAAGGCAACGAAACAGACUGUAUUCCUACCAACGCUUACAUAUCGACCACCUCAUCGUCGACACCCGCAGGUUGGUGGGCUGAAUCCGCUAGUCCACUCCCCGUCGGUUCACUCGAAUCGGCGGGGUAUUUCCGCACGUCGCCGCCUAAUUAUUAUGGAUCGUUGACUUCUUCCUACUUUGACAAUAUGAGUCCCUACGACGUGGUCCUUGAUGACGGUACUCAGCAGAAACGAUCCGUGUCCUUGUCGACCAUGGCUCACAUCACCAGAGCGACCACCACCGGGAACGGUGACAGUAACAGAGAAAGCCCUCGGUUAUCAGAUACCCCACCACCCCAUAUUCCCAAGGAAGACGAUGACAGCUCUUCCGAUUCAGACGAUUCCAUUGACAACCGAUCUUCUUCCAAAUGGAGUUUUCUGGCAGCCAUGGAUCGAUGUCGGAAUUGGACACUGUCGCCUGCGCAUAAAAAAGUGCUUAAAUGCAGUAUGGCGUACAUGAUCGGAUCGCUGUUUACGUUUGUCCCCAUACUGAAUCAAGCUAUUGGAGGUAGUUGUGUUGCCAGUCAUAUGGCGGCUACCGUCACGGUCUUCUUUAGUCCGGCCAAAUCCGUUGGCGGCAUGAUAGAGGCGGCCGGGUUCGGAUGGGUUUAUGUGUUGAGCGCUUUUGCAUUGUGCCUGGCGAGUAUGGCAACCACCGAUUAUUUCAUGGAUCAUCACAUGUACGUCGCGUCUUGCAUGGUCACGUUAUGCGUGUGGCUCGCUGGAAGUACCUUUGUCAUUGCGUUUCUGAAAGCCAGAGUGAAUUCCCCCAGUAUCAAUACAGCAUCGUCUCUGGCAUUUCUUAUCCUGUUUUCCAUUCUCGUGCGAGAAGGAUCGUGGAACCGAUCAGAGUUUGACACGACGAAAAUUGAAGCAACGUUUGCCCUCGUAGCCAUUGGCACUGUCAUCUCCGUGGCCGUAUGCUUACUGGUUUGGCCCAUUUCAGCCACUCAGAAGCUCAAAUCCGAUAUUCAUGCCAGUCUUGAAUCGGUGCGCGUACUACUGAAGCUGUUGACCAAGACAUUUCUACUGGACGCGGAUUUGCCCGAAUUUACUGCCAAUACCAAUCUUAAAAAUGCCAUUACCGCUCAUUCCAGUAGUUUCGUGGCUCUCAAAGUGUCAUUGCAAGACGCCAAGCGCGAAUUUUACAACCUCCAGGUUCGUCAGCAUGCCGAAGGAUACGAGGCCAUUGUCAGCAGUCUGCAACGUUUAGCACAGCAUAUUGGAGGGCUUCGCAGCAGCUGUGGCUUGCAAUUCGAAGUAAUGCGUGAAAAGGCGUCCAAACCACGUCCGGCCGGGGUGGUCAUGCAGUACGAUCCCGAAUUUGAAGGAUAUCAUCCUUCCGACAAGAAACAGACAUGGAACGUCAAGACAGAUCGCCGGCGAAAACGCUUGGAACAGAAGCUGAGACGUGAACAAACAUUAAUGGAUAUUGAUGGGUAUCUGCAGGAAGAGAAAGAGACCGAUCGUCUCGGUGUUGCUGAUCGAACCGACCGCUCCUCGCCGGCACCUCCGGCGAUUCCAGCACGAGUAAAGAGAACUACGGAGGAACCAGCGGAGACGAAAAGAGGGCCUAUCAGUCAAUUCAUUCGUACCAUGCGUCCGCCCAUGAAAUCGCUGGCUUACACAUGCAAGCACACCAUUGUCCAUCUCCAAACACGACUCAAGGGCCAAGCAGACAGCACGACGCCUUCGUUUGAAAUGAUGCGACGUAACUUGGCCAUGGCCAUUGUGCUUUUCGAAUCGUCACAGCAACAGGCGCUAGCAAGGAUGUACCACCGCAAAAAGAAAGAAAUGAAUCUAAAUGAACUUCACUCUCGUUUGAUGAAACAGUUCCCUGCCGAAGACGUCUUUCUGGUCUACUUUUUUGUUUUUUGUCUUUUAGAAUUCGCCAAGGAGUUGAUGGACCUUGUGGGCCAUGUACAAACCAUCGACCAUCUAGGUCCCGUCAAGUAUCCCUGGUUGUCGGGAUGGCGUGUCUACAUAGCUCGAUGUUGCGGACAGCGAACAAGAUCGAGUGAGGAGACGAACGGGUCCAAGAAGAAUGCGAGCUUCCGUCCCAACGAUCGCAACACACACAAUACGCUGCAUACCCCUGUUCACAGCGGCGGCAUUCGUUGGGCUCUCAUGCGGGUAUGGGGAUUCUUUACAUGGUUUCGGCAGCACACCGUACGCUAUGCGGUAAAGGCGACCUUGACCGCUCUGAUCUUUUCUGCACCGGCUUUUAUUCCUGUCACCCAGCCUUGGUUCCGCACUUUCCGAAUGGAAUGGAUGUUGAUUACGAUUAUGGCCGUCAUGACGCCCACUGUGGGUGGAACGAAUUUAAUGGCCAUACUGCGUGUGUUGGCAACCAUCUUUGGAUGCUACGUGGGCGCGAUAGCUUACGCUGCUUUUCCUGGCCAGCCGGUGAUGCUAUUUAUCAUCACGGGGUUGUUUUCCGUGCCCAGCUUUUGGAUGAUUCAAAACCACAAGCACGGUAAAUUUGGCCAAUUUUCGCUGCUGGCAUACAACUUGGUGGUGCUUUACACCUACAAUCACCGAGACGAAACGACCAUUGACGUGUUUAGCAUGGCAUGGAUGCGGUGUAUCGCAGUAUCAAUGGGUGUUGUGAUUGGAUUGAUUGUAACCACGUAUGUGUGGCCCUACGAAGCGCGAAAAGAAGUACGCAAGGGAUUAUCUGAUCUGUUGUUGAGGAUGUCGUGGCUGUACAAUCAGUUGACCAUGGCGUAUGCAGAAACAUCGGAAGAAGAUCAUUAUGCACGACUGAUAGAAGAAGUGUUUGAGUUGCCUCGUCGUGAAGAUGUCAUUUCAACCGAAGAUUUGAUCGAGCAAAACAAGGCCAAAGCCGCGAGUUUCCAGAAAAUGGAGCUGGCAUUGCAGCUCAACCUGCUGGAAUUGCAAGGUCUACUUGUGCACGCGCCCAAUGAACCACGACUGAAAGGCCCGUUCCCUAUUGACAAGUAUCAGGCCAUGCUGCAGUCAUGCCAAACGAUUCUUGAUAACUUUUUGUCGAUGCGCAUUGUGAUUCUCAAAGACGUGUGGGCACUUCACGUUCGUCGCGAUUUCUUGCGACCGGCCAGUCACGAAUUCAAAAUGAUGACGGGCAAUGUACUGCUCUACUUUUAUUUGCUAGCCUCGGCAUUGCAAUUGAAGACGCCUUUACCACCAUACCUUCCUCCCGCAGAAGAGUGCCGAGAAAAAUUGAUGGAAAGACUGCAGACGAUGCCGACGGUGAUGCACUCGCCGUCCCAGGACGUAGAUACGGACGAAUGUUACAUGGUGUACUAUGCUUACGUCGUCCUGAUGGAAAAUAUUAUCCGUGAGCUGGACCAGGUGGGACAUCAUUUACGUGAAUUAUUUGGCUCCCUGGUGCCAGAGACGCAAUGGUCACGUUGUUUUGCAGGAUAACCAUGGUGAUUGUGCGCAUGCGAUGGAUUAAAUCGAAUACCAAUAAACUGCAGCAAGCAAUUGGUUGU
Radiomyces spectabilis is the source of this 4025-nucleotide messenger RNA. RefSeq names its product Fusaric acid resistance protein-like-domain-containing protein. The transcript is spliced from 8 exons. Bases 439 to 3957 code for a protein of 1172 amino acids. The record is from RefSeq and is a predicted model, not a curated record. Lineage: Eukaryota; Fungi; Mucoromycota; Mucoromycetes; Mucorales; Radiomycetaceae.